GCCUCACCUCAACUCCCCAUAGCCAAACCUUUACCAAAUACUUUCAAAUGUAAUUCAUCAAUUGAUUUUUAAUUUUCGAACUCGAGUAUUGUGGGUUCAAUACCCCCAAAAGAAAAGGAUUAAUAAAGAAAAUCAAUUUCCGCCGAGCUUUGGCUAAAAGAUCGAUUGUUGUUUUGACCUUUAUUUUAUCUCCAUAAUUCUCCAAAUAAUUUUUUUCCAUUCCUCUUCCAUCUAUUUGCCAAAAUACCCCUCUUUAGAACUAGAAAUAAAAUCAGAAAAAAGACAAAUGAUUUCACCGAUUUUUUUUCGACCUGACAAAUUAAUCAGUGGCUUUAAUUUGUGUCUCACAUUUCGUUCUCUCUUCCAACGAAAAAGUAGGAGGAAUAAAGUGAUAAAAACUAACCCGCGCAUACCCAUAUCAAAGGGAGAAGGAGCUCAAUUCCUCAAUCUAUAACCCAUUUCAUACUCUUUUUUCUCCCUAAUUCCGUUCAAUUUCAAAGACAUCUAUCUACAAUGGAGAAAAGAAGAAUAGAGAAAAUUGCGUGGGAAAGUGAGAUGGGACAUCGAGAAGAAAGAGAAAAUGGAAAAAAGAAUAAGAAAGAGGAAAAGUAGAAAGUAAAAGAAAGAAAAGGAAACCAAUAAGAAAAGCUAAAAUAAAAUAAAAUAAAUAGUAAUAAAAAAGAAAUUACAUAGUUCUGCAAAGUGUAAAGGGGAGACAAUUCUAGGGGGGUAAUUAUGUAUUGUUCCUAAUACGAAUAUAACUUCGAAUGGCGGCCCAAAAGCCCCCUCCAAUUAGGGCGAAGUGUAGCAAUAACUAUUUAUAAGUCCGCUUUUUAAAAUAUAUUCACAAUUUAUAAUGUAUUUAAAAAUUAGCCAAUUCACCCAAACUUCAGGACUAAGUAUCUUGAAUUUAAAAAUUCACGACUUAGUGUCAUGAAUUUUUGAGCUACUAAUUUGAAAUUCAGGACUAAGUGUCCUGAAUUACUAAACUACUAAUUUAAAAUUCAGGACAUAAGAUUCGAACUUCAAAAUACAAUUUUCGAACUUUAUGAUACAAUGUCCUGAAGUUUUAAUUUUGAGGUUUAAACUCUAGGGCGUCGUUUUCAGAAAUUGUUGAUAUAUUUUAAAUAGAAUAUUUAAAAAUGGCUACCUGGUGUCGUUUCCACCCCCAAUUACCCAAUUGGCCGUGUCAAUCGGGUAUCAUCCAAAAUUAGCCCGAAUCUUAAUUACCCGAUUCAACAGUCCAUUGAGCAAUUGAGCACAAAACUCGGAAGGAUGCAAGAAACGUAGACAAUGAGGAACAAACAGAGCAGCCACCAUGCUCUCUCAUUCAUGGAUAAAACCUCUCUGUAACAGAGGUAAUUUAUUGUUUGCUUUAUCACUUGGCCGCCGUGCAACUAUGUUUCAUUCUUGUUCUGCUUUACAUUUUUCAUUUCAAGAAAAGCCGUCGAUUUCUAGAAAGCGUAAAGUUGCUGUUUUUAGGGAGUUGAGACAUGUAAAUAAUUUAAACGAUGCUGUUUGCGUUUUUCAUCAAAUGGUCCGAACACAACCUAUUCCUUCGGUUAUAGAGUUUGCAAAAUUGUUUAGGGUGAUGAUUAAUAUGAAACAUUACUCUGCCGUUGUUUCAUAUUUUACAGAGAUGAGGAAACUGGGGAUAUCCUUUGAUGAUUAUAUCUUGACUAUUGUGAUUAAUUGUUUUUGCUUGUUGGAUCGUGCUGAACAUGGGUUUUCAGUUCUGGGUAUUUUCUUCAAGAGUGGUGUUCAGUGUAACGUGGUUACUUUCAGCACUCUUACGAGGGGGCUUUUUGAACAAAAUAAGAUUCAAGAUGCCAUGUGGUUGUUUCAAAAGCUGGUCACUGAGAAAAUUUGUGAGCUUGAUGAAGUUAUGUAUGGUACCGUCAUGAAUGGUCUUUGUAAAAAAGGACAUACUCAAACAGCUCUUAGUUUGCUGAGGAUAAUGGAACAAGGGGAUCCCAAACCUAACACUGUUGUGUAUAGCAUUGUCGUAGAUGCGCUUUGCAAAGACAAGAUGGUAGGUGCUGCUUUCAACCUUUUCAAUGAAAUGAAACGGAAAGGCAUUACUCCCAACGUACUUACAUAUAGUUCAUUGGUUGAUGGUUUGUGUAAGUUGGAUCAGUGGGAAAAGGUUAGGCUUCUUUUGGAUGAGAUGAUGUUUCUUCAUAUUUUUCCAAACGUGCACACAUUUAGCAUGUUGGUAGAUGCAUUCUGCAAGAAAGGGAUGGUUGAAGAUGCUGUACAAGUGUUACAGCUAAUGAUCCAAAGAGGUCAGAGGCCAGAUGCAAUUACCUACAAUGCGAUAAUGGAAGGGUAUUGUUUGCGUGCUGAAAUAGAUGUAGCAAGGAGAGUUUUUGACUCUAUGGUUGCUUCUGACAUCAAGCCUGACAUCUUUAGUUACAACAUAUUAAUCAAUGGAUAUUGCAAGCAAAAGAAAUUAGACGAGGCUAUGCAUUUAUAUUGUGAAAUCUCGCAAAAGGGGUUAAAAUCUGAUAUUGUUACAUAUUGUACUAUCUUGCAAGGUCUAUUUGAAGUUGGUAGAGUUGAGUGUGCAGAAAGUUUCUUUUCUGAGAUGCAAAAUGCAGGCCAUAGUCCCGACAUUUACACUUGUGGUGUAAUGCUUCAUGGUUAUUUAAAGAAUGGACAUGUUGAAAAAGCGAUGUCCCUCUUUCAUAGGUGGGAUAAACAAAAAGAAGAUACUAAUAUUUUGAUCUAUAAUACAGGCAACGGUGGAUUUUUUAAAAUUCAGAAGCUUGAUAAAGCUCGUUCAAUUUUUGAUAAGCUUUAUUCCAUAGGGUUGCACCCUGAUGCUAUAACAUACAAUGUAACAGUAAAUGGACUUUGUAUUGAAAGUUUAGUAGAUGAAGCCAAAGAGUUGCUAAGAAAAAUGGAGGACAAUGGUUCUUUCCCUGAGAAUGCCACUUCCAAUCUUAUUGUGCAUGGACUUCUCAAGAGUAAUACAGCUAAUGAAGCGAUUGCUCUUUUGAAGGAAAUUGUUGGAAGGGGUUUCCCAGCUGGUAAAGCCACAAUGUCACUGCUAAUAGAACUACUUUUGUUAAUAGGGGAAGGUCCUUUUUUGGUUAAUAUGAUACCAGAGUUUCAUCCAAGAAAUGAGAAAUGAACUUCUUUUUUCCUCUCGUUAUUGAACUAUUGGAAAUCUUGGCUGCCAUUGGGAAAACCAAAUGAUGAUAGUACUCGAAGAUUACUUAGCUGUCAAAGAUGGAGGGACCGGAAUAUAGUUGAACAUUGAGACGUCAUGUUAUGGGCUCAAGAUGGAAGGCUUGAAGAGUGCACGAUCAUGUGAGAUUUAAUUUAAAUUUCAUCAUUGUGUUCACCAGCCCACCAUAGAACCGGUUUCUUGGCAUGCUUUCAGGGUAAUAUCUGUUGGUAAGACACUACCAAGAGAUUCAGUAACAUGAAAGGAAGUGAAAGAGAUGAGUUCCAUAUCGUGGCAUAAAUUCAUCCUAACAUUAUAUGUACCAGCCAACGAGAGUUAGAUAGAGACAACCUUUUGUCAACGGACUUACUUGGCCCACUGACAGAAAGUAAACUUCAAUCUGUUUUUGGCUUCUGAUGUUGAGGACUCUAUGAUGGAAUACAUGGUGAGGAUGCAGAGACUGCGGAAGAAACGGAUAAUGAGACGAGGGUGAUUAACCAAUCGUCUUGCCUGAACAAGAAAUAGGAUUGUAUAACAACAACAACAACAACAACAACAACCCAGUGAAAUCCCACAAGUGCGAUCUGGGGAGGGUAGAGAGACUGUUUCCGAUAGACCCUCGGCCAAAGAAUCGGAUAGGAUUGUAUCUGAUAUAUUAUUUUGUUCGUGUUAUCUUAUCACAAGAUUCAUGGAUCGGAUAGAAUUAUUUUGAACCUAUACUGAGAAAGGAUUCAACAUUGUUGGUGAAGAGUCGAUUCGAAAAAUUUCAAGGACACGCCAAACAAGAGUAACUAAUGCUACUUUGCAGGGUCUCCUCAUGCCGUAGCGAAGUUCAUUGCAAUGUUAUUCUUCUGUACUUAUAUAUUUAAUUUAUUAUAUUUUUUUCCUAUGUAAAUGAAUUAAAUUUCAAAGUUCUUACUGGAAUUAAAGUUUUGUUGUUACAUGCUGA
Molecule: messenger RNA, 4121 nt
Organism: Nicotiana attenuata
Lineage: Eukaryota; Viridiplantae; Streptophyta; Magnoliopsida; Solanales; Solanaceae
Product: putative pentatricopeptide repeat-containing protein At1g12700, mitochondrial
Exons: 4
Coding region: 1319-3136 (605 amino acids)
Molecular function (GO): protein binding
Source: RefSeq, a predicted model, not a curated record